AGUAAGUAGUAGGACUCUGUAUUCCAAAGUCUAGAAGGGUCCUCCUCUCUUUGUGUCUUUCCAAAAUAACUCAAAAAUCUUGUUUCAUAGUAGCCACAACAAAAUUGUUUUUAUACACUAUUCAGUCACUCAUAUUUUCUCUCUCUUCUUUUCUCACCCACAUCCACAGAAGCAGACAUGGAUGACAACAGAAACCCAGAAGAAAACCAACAACAGCCGCAGCAGCUAGUAACCAUCUCCCCCUCCGCCGCAACAACCACCAGCAGCAAAGACGACCUUCAACAGAAACAACAGCUACAACAGCAGCUAGCACCAAAGAGAACCUCAAACAAAGACAGACACACAAAAGUGGAUGGCCGGAGCAGGAGAAUUCGAAUGCCAGCACUUUGUGCAGCAAGGGUUUUUCAGCUUACAAGAGAAUUAGGCCAUAAAACCGAUGGCGAAACAAUCCAGUGGCUUCUACAACAAGCAGAACCUGCGAUCGUUGCUGCUACUGGUAGUGGGACUAUCCCAGCUUCGUUCCUUGCUGCGUCGUCUUCCGGUGCGUCUGCGGUUUCGCAACAGGGUGCAUCUGUUUCGUUAGGAUUACAUUCGAAACUUAACGAUUUGAGAGCAGGGGUUGAGGUUGGGAAUCGGGCGAAUUGGGCGAAUUUUGGGGAUAAUUUAGGGAGAUCUCAGGUGGGUACAUCGAUUUGGCCGUCUAUUGGAGGUGGGUAUGCGCAAGUUUUCGAUACCGGGUCGAAUUUAGUGAGUCAGAAUUCGGGUUAUGUGACUAAUUUUCAGUUACAAGGGGUUGGAUUGCCUACUACUAAUAUGGGUCUUUUGAGUUUUACGCCGAUUUUGGCUAGGGGAACUCAGAUUCCCGGCCUUCAACUCGGGCUUUCGCAAGAUGGGCAUGGUGGUGUUAUUGGACAAUUAUAUCAGCAGCAACAACAGCAGCAACAACAGCAACUACAACAUCAGCAGCAGCAACACCAAGAUCAUGAACAAAAUAAUACAGGUUCGGGUUCGGGUUCGGGUUCCGCAGCAGCAACUGCGGAACCCGUUCACCAACAUCAGCAGCAGCAGCAGCAGCAGCAUCACUUGCAGUUGCAGUCGCAUUCUAAUGACAAUUCAAGAGAACAAUAGAAAUCAGAUAUUGCUUUCAUUGUUUUUUGUGAAGUACUGUCUGUUUGGAUUUUCUUUUUGUGGUUCAUAUAUGUAAAUGUAAGUAUGCUUUGAGAAUUGUGGAAAUAGGAAGAUUGGUGAGGAAUGUUACUAAAUCAAGUUAAAGCUGAAGAACAUCAUUUUCGGA
Spinacia oleracea (spinach) is the source of this 1294-nucleotide messenger RNA. Its product is annotated as transcription factor TCP20-like. Gene Ontology annotation, cellular component: nucleus. The coding region runs from base 178 to 1128 and encodes 316 amino acids. Gene Ontology annotation, molecular function: DNA-binding transcription factor activity; sequence-specific DNA binding. NCBI's taxonomy places the organism in Eukaryota, Viridiplantae, Streptophyta, Magnoliopsida, Caryophyllales, Amaranthaceae. The transcript has a single exon. The record is from RefSeq and is a predicted model, not a curated record.